AAAAAUUUUAUGUUGAUGAAUUAAAAAAAGAUAGAUGUACAAGAGCAUGGAAAGUAAAAGAAAUGAUGCUCCUUGAUGGAUGCUUUAUCAUUGAGCUUAUUCGAAACCAUGCCAUGAAAGGACAGAGAGACGAAAACGGCCAUCCUCUUACACAAUUUAUUUUGAGUAGAGCAAAGCUUGAUCUGUUGCUAGUUGAAAAUCAAAUUCCUUUCUUUAUACUUUCAGAGUUGUUUGACAUGACUGUGAUGAGGAAUGAUGAACCAAGGGACUUUGUGGAUAUGGCUAUUGAUUUCUUAUUGAUGGUGGUGGCACUGCCAGAAGAUCAGAUUAGUAGACCCAAGAACAUCGAGCAUCAACCGGGCUUACUUCAUAGACCCAAGAACAUCAAGCAUCUACUGGGCUUACUUCAUGAUUGCUGGACUUUUUCGCCUGAUUGCUGGGAAGUCCAUAUCCCUUACUCACUAGGGGAUCCUGAGUCACUCGAGGAAGUAAGGUCCCUAUCCCCUGAGGCAAAGCUUAAUCUCUGUUCAUCAGGGGUAGUGCGGAGUUCACCACCUGAGCCUUUGGAGGAAUUAAGGUUUCCAUUGCUUAAGGCAGUGCAUAACCCCAAUUCAUCACUAUCUAAGUUAUCAGAAGAAGAUCCAAUUUCAAUGGCAGCGACGUUUGAAAAGGAUGCACUAGAAGCAAAACCAUCAACAAGUUUUUCCCCACUCAAGUCAUUAGAGGAAGCGGAAGAAGUGCCAAGGAAACCAAAGGGGGCAGCACCAGCACCGUCAACAGCGAAACCAAAGGAGGCAGCACCAGCACCGUCAACGGCAGCAGAUAGUGAUAACAAGCUUGCUUCAAACCCUAAUAGGAAGGAAUGGCGAUUCAUACGUUCAGCAACACAGCUCAACGACGCAGGAAUAACUUUUAAAAACAGUAAGGGGAGAUUGUUUGAUAUAAAGUUUUACAAGGGGGUAAUGUCAAUUCCAACUUUAAGAAUCGACGACAAUACAGAGUCCAUUCUUCGGAAUUUGGUUGCUUAUGAACAGUGCUCCAAGGGCGCAUCUUCAAAAUGUUUCACGGAUUAUAUUACAUUCAUGGAUCGCCUCAUCAACACAUGGAAGGAUGUUGAAUUACUUUCUAAACAUGGAGUUAUUGAUAACUGGUUAGGUGAUAAUGACGUGGUCGCUGCCAUGUUGAACAAAAUCGGUGACUCUGUGUUGAUCUCAAAAGACCACUUCUCUUAUGCUGAGAUCUUCAUCGAAGUGGAAAAGCAUUGCAACAAAAAGUGGUACCAGUGGAUGGCAAAUUUAAGGCAGAAUUACUUUAACACUCCAUGGGCGGGCGUUUCCUGCGUCGCUGGGGUUAUCUUGCUUCUACUUAAUUUGGUUACAGGUGUUAUGUCGGUUCUUUCUUAUCUGUUGAAUUAAGUAUGGAAAAGCUCCUCUCUACAGAGGCAGAGGCAUAUUGGGGUAUCAAAAGCGAAAGUUAUGCCGAACGCAUAUCUUCAUGGUUAUGUUCGUCAUUCUAGAGUUUGCAAUAAGUGAAGCUAGCUGCUCACACAAAAUUGUUUCCCCGUUUAAAUUGCGACGUCUUGUCGUGUUAUGUAUUCUACUAAAACUUUGCGUGGCUUGUAUUCCUUAGUCCUUUUUUUCUUUUUCUUUUUCUGUUUUUUUUUUUUGGUAAAAUGUAUCCCUUUGAACUCAAUUUGUAAGGAUGUUUGCAGCAAUCUAUAUAUUUGUGCAUUCCAACAUAAUAACUUUUAUAAUUCCUC
Messenger RNA from Rubroshorea leprosula, 1759 nucleotides. NCBI's taxonomy places the organism in Eukaryota, Viridiplantae, Streptophyta, Magnoliopsida, Malvales, Dipterocarpaceae. The record is from the annotation of a GenBank genome assembly.